Molecule: messenger RNA, 3016 nt
Organism: Orbicella faveolata
Lineage: Eukaryota; Metazoa; Cnidaria; Anthozoa; Scleractinia; Merulinidae
Source: RefSeq, a predicted model, not a curated record
GCUUUUCGACUCAGCGGAAAAUUACUGAUUUGGAACUAAAGUCAACAUAUGAACAAGAAAAAUGCAAAUUUGAGGUCAAAAUCGUCAUUCAGAUUUAUGUAAAGUUUGCACUUUCUUAGCUUCUUCCAGCAUCAUACGGCAAGUUUGGUCAGAAAUAUCUGUUAUUAUAAGUGUAGCGUCGAAUCAUGGAUUCAAAGACCUCAUGUACAAUCGUUUGCGGCAUAAUUGUAUGUGCGAUAAUCUUCAUAUCGGCUAUGGUGGGGACAUCACUUCGCAAACUGGAUACGGACGAAGUGGGUGUAGCCUACAAUAUCCAUCAAAAAACACUGUCAAGUACCGUGAAGCGGGAAGGUCUCCACGCAGGCGCACCAGGUUACAAAUUCAUCAUUUUCAAGAGUGUGUUCCAGACCAUUACAUAUCCUGCGCUGAAGUGCUUUAACAAAGAUGGCGUUCUAAUCGAGCUUAACAUCAAGCUUCAGUACCGAGCCCGACCUAAUAACAUCGUAGAGAUCAUAAAGCAGUUUAAGGACAGCGAAGAUUAUCUGGAUAUUCUCAAGAGCAUUGGCGAGUCCUCUAUACAUGAUGCCUGUAGCGGCUUUAACACAACUCAGCUGCAGUCACAACGAGCCUCGUUUCAGGACCUCGUCCGAAAUACCCUGGGACGGCGAUUUUCUACCUUGUGGGCUGACGUGGAAGAUCUUCAGGUUCAAAACAUAAAGCGACCGGAAACAUACGAAGAGGUUGUAAGAAACAAGGAGGCCGCGAAAGAAAACAUCAAGGUUGCUGAAAACCAGCGCCCGCGGCUAUUGGUUGAGGCGAAGACAGAUAGAGAGGAAGCGCUUGCGCAGGCACAGAUUACAAUCCAGCGCGCGGAAUCCGCGGCCAGGGUGCUUUUAUCCAAAGCUCGCGCUGAGGCGGAGAGUAUCCGAGCAGCUUACGAAGCCGAGGCUCAGGCAUUCCUGAAACUAAAGCAAGACAGUCUGAACACCACUGCUGGCUUGUUGUCAUAUAUGGGAGUGAGGGCAAUUUCAGAGAACAACAAGACUGUCAAUGUCGCCAUUGAUGCUCCCGCCAAAACCAAGUACACCUACAUUUAAAUCGGGAGCGUAGAGGGAUUGGAAGCGACCAUUCGCACCACUUUUUACUCUGGUCUACUCUCGGUAUCUUUCUUUCGCUGCUAUUAUUAAGUAGACCUCCAGCCAUUUCAUACUAUUGUAAAGUAUUGUACGAUAGUUCAGCUAAUCAGAUUGUAACAUUAACAUAUUGUGGAUGUUUUCCCAACUCAAGUUGUUUAAUUGUUUUCGUUAGGAAAAUUAAAAUGCAGAGCUAGAACUGGAAGUGUCACGUCUUCUCCAGGUCAUAGUGCCUUAAACACAUUCGUAAAGUUUAAUCUUUGCGAUCAUAUUUCGUCUCCAUCAUCAACCCGUUGCCUUUCUCUGUCAAUGUGCAUUCUCGCUCCCAGAGCUAAACGCUUUUCUAUCAAAGGGUCUGGGGACGAGAAUGAUUGGUUUUAUGGCCGACGGUCGUUCGCCGUCCUGAGAUUUUUUUGUUUUCUUUCUCAUGCUUCUAUUGCGACUUAGUUUGCCCCUAUUGAUGUAGCGUGAACUAUUGCAAUACUCAGCAGGGUAUUCAAAAUUAACAUAAAACCGAGCAGAAUAACUGUAGUAAAACCAUAAUUGCGGGCAUAACCGUCACUUUUUUUGUGUUUUUACUGACGAGCACUGCAGCAGAGCAGUUUGCGAGCAGAGUUUAUCCCAGCGUGUCUAAAGUUGCCUGGUAGCAUUGUCUGCUUUUGUUCCAUGUGUUCUUCACCUUGAAAAACAAAAUUCAAGUUUAAUCCGACAUUUUGUGAACAUCCGCGAGGUGCGAAACGUUACCAUUUUUUUUUUCAAAGUUAUCAGCCAAUCAAAGAGCGGAAAAACCACACGUGCAAUCUUCUGCACCAUGUGGCUUUUUCCGGCGUCUCCGCCUUCCAGACUAUAAACUUGUUUGUGAUUGGCCCAGCCGACAAUAGCAAAAUAAACAGUUAGCUGUCUGUUGAAAAUCGAACAAUGUUCCGGAAUAAAGUUUUGAUGGAACGUUCCAUCAAAACUUUAUCCUGCGUCAACGCGACGGUUGAAUACAUUCCAAGAAAGAUCUGACGCUAUUUAAACAUAUGUUUACUGAUUUCUCGCCCUAGGCGAUGCAGACAACUCCAGGAGUUAGCCAAUCUGUUCACUGUUGUCACUGUCUGAUAUUUUCACGCGAUUUGUUAGUUUUGUAUAAUCAGUAACGACUUUUGCACGAGGUAAACUAAUCAACUGACACACAGUAUUGUCUCACGCGGCUUGCAGCUAGUGUUGGCUUCUGCGGAAAUAACUGAAAGUGCAGUCUUUGAUUUACAUAUACCGCGUAAGCAUUUUUUAAAAUAAAUCUAGCACUCAUGAAAUGUACCCAGUUACUAAAUGUUCACAGCAGUUUUAUUGAAACGCUAGACCUAAACACGUGACACUCCUCGCGUUUGAACUGUACGUUUGAGAGGGGAAGUAAAUAACUUGUAAAUAUUCGUUAGGGUUAGAGGUUUUUAAGCCUGAUCACAUGAUAUUUUCUGCGGUAGGGCCACAAGCUUGUUAUUAAUCAAAACUUCAUUAACUCAGACCAUUACUUGGGAAAACAUGCCGUUGGGGUUUAACACUAACUCAGAUUUAAUGGAGAAGGAAACAACACUUGAAAACCACACGGCGUCUUCAUGGUCGACGAACAAACCAAAUCAUGUUGUCAGAGUUUGAGGGUGGUGUGUUAAUAAAAAAAAAUUGUAAAUUGACUUUGUACCUUAAGAAUCUGGCUCCGUGUGUAGCAAAAAUUCUAAUUUGCAAACUAGAAUAGCAACUUCGAAGUCUGAUAGUGCAUAUUUACAAACUGAAUUAUUUUUCCCAUCGACUUUUCAGCUGAUUUGUUAGCUUGUUUAAGUGAAGGGUAUAAUAUCUGGUGUGCUUGUUUUUGUUGUCAAGGAGACUAACUUCAUAUUGUACAUUCG